GGUCGCUCCUGGUGGCCCCUGUCGGCUCAUGCGUCCCUGGUUUCGGGCCGUCAGGCCUGGGGAAGGGGACCCGUGCCCCACAUAGCACAAGGCAGAGGGAGCUGACCCGGGCCUCUGGGGGGCGGGGACCGCACCCCAGUCUGGAGAGACUCGCAAAUUCUCGAGGUCUAAGGGAAGGAGGUCCAGGAAGGUGACCCGCGUUCCCAGGUAGAGGGGAGACCUGAUCCAACCUCAGGGAGGUGGUCUGGCCUCCAGUGUGGGCCUCAGUGGGGACGAUCUGUGCUAGGUGCUGGCGGAGGCCUGGCCCGGACCAGUCCGGGAAGGACACCCUCCUCCCCUACUACCAGGGGCAUUCUUGGCUCUGGGCCACACCCCUAUUUUUCUUUGCACUGACAGGCCAGAGCCCUCAGAUGAGGAAGAAGGAGAACUUCCCCUAAACACUUCUCAUUACCCCCCGAAGGCCAAGGGGCAAAGCGCCCACCCUUUCUCAAAGGCCCUGAAGUCUUGGAGAAUAUGGUCCUAUGCCUCUGUUUUUUGUCAGUCUGUACGACAGACCCAGAGUAGUCUGGUAACUCGCCUUAGUGACAGGCGAGUUACCAGCCAGCGCGCUCCAGCACAGGCUUUAAUGCCCCGAGUGUCUUCUAAUUGGGUUAUGGGUAGUUGUGAGGAUCAAAUGAAGGAGAAAGUGCUUUAGAAACUGUAAGUCCCCAUCGUUAUGAGUGGCCUCUGGUUAUCUCCCUGACUGCCCAAAUCGAAGGAACCAUUCCAGGUUGUAAUAGAUGCCCUGAAGAUUGGAGGCAGGUGCUUCUACCUGGAACUCCAACAAGUUUCUAAUGUCUUGGCUAAGCAGGGUAGGGUUUAGGGGCUGUGAUAGAAUUAACUUAUUAAACCUUAUCUACAGUGGACUUAGUUGUAGAGCAUUUCAUUUUUUUAACGCAUAGAAAAUUCAGGCUACCAUUUGAGUUUGGAAAAACUUUGCAGAUUUACUUAACACUUGUUUACAUAGCUGAAUGAUUAAACCACACCUUAAUUUGCCCCUUGAAGUAUUUCUUAAAGGCCUUCAUAAUCAAAUUUCAUAUGCCUUUAAAAAAUAAAUUGGUUUUGCCACAUUAAUAUUAUUUGAUAAACCUCAGUGUGAGUAUUACACUGGGUUACUGCAGCUAUGUCCCCAGGCUAAAGGCAUGAUCAGGUUUUUAGGAACGUAACAGACUUCUGUUCAAAUACAGUCUAGUAAUUUAAUAGUUGUAGAACCGUGGGCAAAUUACUUGUUCCUUUAGACUUCCAUUUCCUCAUUUAUAAAAUGGGGGUAAUAAUAAUUAUGUGCUACAAGUUUUUUGUGAGAAUGAAAUGAGAUAAUCUAUGUGAGAAGACUUGUUGUAGAGAAUAAUGUGUUAUAGAUACUCAACAAAUAUUUCUUCCCUCUCUCCCCUUUUAAUAACUCAUAAUUGAAUCAACUGUUGCUUUUAUGAACUGAUAAUGAAAGGGACUAUGUAAGUGUGUAUACUAACUAAAUUUCAUGGAAAAGAUCAACCUGGUGGUGUUAGGAACAUCCCAAAGACUGUUUUUAUUUUUGGUUUGAUUUUAGCUUUUGCAGGUUUGAGGGCUUAUCAGUUCACCUAGGAUUGUGGAAAAUUAAUUCUCAUUUAUAAGACACUAGUGAGUAAACCAAAAUGUCACAUAGAUAUUUUCUGUUGACUGUAAUAUUUUCUUGUCUGCUGUCUAGCAAACUCCUUUUUUGGUGUCACAGUACCUUGGAAACCCAAUUAAUAACAAGAAGCUGCUUGCUGAGCAUGGAAUCAGAGCAAAGGGAGUUGGUAAUCUUGUGGGAUAUUUCAUCCAGGCUGUUUAAGAACCCAGAGAAGCUUUUCUGCUUCUUUGUUAAAGCUCAUGGAUGCAGUGCCAGUGCCCUCCCUCUCUGGAACAAUCACUGAAGCAUGCUUAGUCUUGCUCUGCUCUCCCUCGUCCAAUUUCAAUUUCUGACAACAAUAACUUAGAAAUAGAUUUAAUUAGAUUACCAUUUAUUUUGCUUGCAUUAAUGAUAACUUUUAUUUUUAUACUGCUUUACCAUUUGGAAAGUGCCUUCACAGCUGUUAGCUCAUUUGAUCCUCUGUGAGAUAGGCAAGGCAGGUAUUAUCCCCAUCUUACAGAUGAGAAAAGAGGUUCAGAGAGCUUCAGUGACUUUACCAAGGUCUCAAGGCUGAGUGAUGAAAUGAGGAUGAGUCUCGGUCCUCUGGCUCCUAGUCUAAUGCCCUCCUCUUCUUUUUAGCUGACUUCAUCUGGUUUAUGUUGGGUUGUAUUUGUUACCUUUUUGAAAGAUGUAGUUCUCUGACUUGGUCACCAAAUUUUGGAGAUGCUCCCAAUAUAAAGACCUUAGAGCACUGGCUAUAACAUUUAUGCAAGUGCAGUCAUAAUAGCUAACAGUGAUCAUGUGCUUACUAUUAUGAGGCACUGUGCUAAGCCUUUUGUAUACACCAUCUCAUGGGAUCCUCACAGUAGCCUUAGGAGAUAGAUGCUGUUCUUACCACAUCUUCUCCACUUUAGAUGAGGCCACUGAGGCACAGAGAGGCUAAGAAACUGGCCCUAGGUCACGCAGUUACGGAGUGGUAAAACCAGGAUUGAAACCCAGGUGGUUUGCUUCCAGAGCCUUAGUCACUGUGCUUUGUUUCUUCAUAAAUAUUUUUGAUAAUUCAAAUAAACCAGCUUUUGGAAAAGAAUAUAGAAUAUAGUUUUUAGAAUGUAGUUUUCUAAAUAAAUCUUCUAAACUUAUGAAAAGAAAUGAUCACUCACCUUCUAACUUUUCUCUCUUGCCAGGGAAAAGAAACACACUAUUUACUUUUCUCUGCUUCUUAAUCUCUUUUCUUUCAUUUUCUCUGCCUCUGUCUCUUUGACAUAAAAUACUUCAGAGAGGUAUAGAUGCCAUAGGAUUGUGAAGAAUAUUGGGGGGAAAAAAGCACUGGACUGGGAAUUAGGAGACCUAGAUGCUAGUCAUGAUUUAAAAUCAAAAUUGUGUAUCCUUGGGCAAGUCACUUGAUCCAGAUUUCUGUUUCUAAAUGUAUACCAUAAAGUUGGAUUUGUGAUUCAAUGAUUACUUAAGUGUAUCUUGGAAUAUGCAGGACUGACUUAUCUAUAUGAUUUAAUUGGGUUAGUUCAGCAUGCCUGUCCACCUCCGAUACUAUUUAUUACUUACCUUUUACUUUGUUUAUAAACACCUUAUCACACCAGAGUAGAUCUUGUCCACCAGAAGAGGAGCUCAACCCCAAGCUAUAAUAAUAUUUUUAUUAUGAAUUAUGUCCUUUUGCUUUAAUGAAAAAUAAUUGUCAAUUCUUUUGUUUUAGAAAUGACUAGGCUUCUGUUUGGUUUCUAUCUGAAACUGCUACUCAGAUUGUUGGUGCUGUUCAGUUCAACAUUUGUUGAAUUCCUACAAUGUGCUCGUCUUUGAAUUAGGUAUUGAGAAGGCAACAAUGAACUAGAAGUCAAUUUCUUCUAAGAGUUUACAGUCUAGUCGAGGAGAUAGUAGUUUAACAAGUUGUUUCUACAUACUUGUGCAAGUGCUCCCUUAUACAGAGGGUCUUGGAAACACAGAGGAUUCAUCGUCCAGUUUGGGAGACUGUGGAAAGUCUUUCUGAGGAGGUCACACUUGACGGCCUCCAGCCAGCCUGUUUCAGCCACCUCGUCGUCCUGGCCUUGGAACUGUUGGAAAACCAAUUCGACUGUUAGCCAAUCAUUUUCAGGUUCAGAUUCCUAAAAUAGAUGUGUAUCAUUAUGAUGUCGACAUUAAACCAGAAAAACGGCCUCGUAGAGUCAACAGGGAGGUAGUGGAUACAAUGGUGCGGCACUUCAAGAUGCAAAUAUUUGGUGACCGGCAGCCUGGCUAUGAUGGCAAAAGAAACAUGUACACAGCACAUCCACUGCCAAUUGGACGGGAUAGGAGGAAACUACUACAGUAGUUUGGUUGAUAUGGAAGUGACCCUUCCAGGUGAGGGUAAAGACCAAACCUUUAAAGUGUCUGUUCAGUGGGUGUCAGUUGUGAGCCUUCAGUUACUUUUAGAAGCUUUGGCCGGGCACUUGAAUGAAGUCCCAGAUGACUCAGUACAAGCACUUGAUGUUAUCACAAGACACCUUCCCUCCAUGAGGUACACUCCGGUGGGGCGCUCCUUUUUCUCACCUCCAGAGGGUUACUACCACCCUCUGGGAGGGGGCAGGGAGGUUUGGUUUGGCUUUCAUCAGUCUGUGAGACCUGCCAUGUGGAAUAUGAUGCUCAAUAUUGACGUAUCUGCAACUGCUUUCUAUCGGGCUCAGCCUAUCAUUGAGUUCAUGUGUGAGGUUUUAGACAUUCAGAACAUCAAUGAACAGACCAAACCUCUAACAGACUCCCAGCGUGUCAAGUUUACCAAAGAAAUCAGAGGUCUUAAAGUUGAAGUAACCCACUGUGGACAGAUGAAACGAAAAUAUCGAGUUUGUAAUGUGACUAGACGGCCAGCCAGUCAUCAAACUUUUCCCUUACAGCUAGAAAAUGGCCAAGCUAUGGAAUGUACAGUAGCUCAAUAUUUUAAGCAAAAGUAUAGUCUGCAGCUGAAAUAUCCCCAUCUUCCCUGUCUCCAAGUGGGACAAGAACAAAAGCAUACAUACUUGCCACUUGAGGUCUGUAAUAUAGUGGCAGGACAGCGAUGUAUAAAGAAGCUCACAGACAAUCAGACUUCUACGAUGAUCAAAGCCACAGCAAGAUCUGCUCCUGACAGACAGGAAGAAAUCAGUAGACUGGUGAAGAGUAACAGCAUGGUGGGUGGACCUGAUCCAUACCUUAAAGAAUUUGGUAUUGUUGUCCACAAUGAAAUGACAGAGCUCACAGGCAGGGUACUUCCAGCACCAAUGCUGCAGUAUGGAGGCCGGAAUAAAACGGUAGCCACACCCAACCAGGGUGUCUGGGACAUGCGAGGAAAGCAGUUUUAUGCUGGCAUUGAAAUUAAAGUUUGGGCAGUUGCUUGUUUUGCGCCUCAGAAACAAUGUAGGGAAGAUUUACUAAAGAGUUUCACUGACCAGCUCCGUAAAAUUUCUAAGGAUGCUGGAAUGCCUAUCCAGGGUCAGCCAUGUUUUUGCAAGUACGCACAAGGUGCAGACAGCGUGGAGCCUAUGUUUAAGCACCUGAAAAUGACCUAUGUGGGCCUACAACUAAUAGUGGUUAUCUUGCCUGGGAAAACACCAGUAUAUGCGGAGGUGAAACGUGUUGGAGAUACUCUCCUGGGUAUGGCUACACAGUGUGUCCAGGUAAAAAAUGUAGUGAAGACCUCACCUCAAACCCUUUCCAACCUUUGCCUGAAGAUAAAUGCAAAGCUCGGAGGAAUUAACAACGUGCUCGUACCUCAUCAAAGGCCCUCGGUGUUCCAGCAGCCUGUCAUCUUCCUGGGAGCAGAUGUCACGCAUCCCCCAGCAGGGGAUGGAAAGAAGCCUUCCAUCGCAGCAGUGGUUGGCAGUAUGGACGGCCAUCCCAGCCGGUACUGUGCCACUGUUCGGGUGCAGACUUCCCGCCAGGAGAUCUCUCAGGAGCUCCUCUAUAGUCAGGAGGUAAUCCAGGACCUCACUAACAUGGUUCGAGAGCUGCUGAUCCAAUUCUACAAAUCCACACGCUUCAAACCCACUCGGAUCAUCUAUUACCGUGGAGGGGUAUCCGAGGGACAGAUGAAACAGGUAGCUUGGCCAGAACUAAUAGCAAUUCGAAAGGCAUGUAUUAGCUUGGAAGAAGAUUACCGGCCAGGAAUAACCUAUAUUGUGGUGCAGAAAAGACAUCACACACGACUCUUCUGUGCAGAUAAAACAGAAAGGGUGGGGAAAAGUGGCAAUGUACCAGCAGGCACUACCGUGGAUAGCACCAUCACACAUCCAUCUGAGUUUGACUUUUACCUCUGUAGUCAUGCAGGAAUUCAGGGAACCAGCCGUCCUUCACAUUACCAGGUCUUGUGGGAUGACAAUUGCUUCACUGCAGAUGAGCUCCAGCUACUAACUUACCAGCUGUGUCACACCUAUGUGCGGUGCACGCGCUCAGUCUCUAUUCCAGCCCCUGCCUAUUAUGCCCGGCUUGUAGCAUUCAGGGCAAGGUAUCAUCUGGUGGAUAAAGAUCAUGACAGUGCGGAAGGCAGUCACGUGUCAGGACAGAGCAAUGGCCGAGAUCCUCAGGCCUUGGCUAAAGCUGUGCAGAUCCACCAUGAUACCCAGCACACAAUGUAUUUUGCCUGAGAGUCUCAGAAAAAAAACUCAACCAAUUUGACACCCCAUGCAGCCUCAAAAUGUUUCAAAUGCCUACUGCCUCUAGAGAGCCAAGUUGACUUCAGAUGGUCUUCUACCAGCAACUCGAAAUAGUUGCACUGAAUCUAUACUUUGCAGCGCUGUCUGAUGCAUCAACAAAAUUGAGCCAUUUUUUUUAAAGUAAUAGGUACUCAUAGAUUGUCUUUUCUGAUGCACUGGACUGAAUUUUUACCUCAUCAUGCAAAGGCUGAUCAGCCUGAACUUUCUAAAGGACUUUACAAGAAAGGUUUCUAUGGAAUAUUUUGCUAGCUGUGGUGUUCACCGCAUCCCUCUAGUCUUACAAGAGAAGGUUAUUUCUUUUUUUCUGUAUUCAUUGAGUGGGGUGUGUGCAUAAAUGGGAGAGAAAAACCAAACAAUCUACUUCAGUUCAGUGUAACUAUUUAAUUGUGUGGGUCCAUAGAGUUUUUAAUGGAGAUUUCUGACUUUGCCACUGUAAAUGCCUUUAACGAGCAUUAAUUUUUGAAAGUUUUACAGAGUUUUAUUAGUUUUACUACUUUAUCUUUUUAUCUCUACAGACUUGUGUUGGUGCAAGUACAGGCUGCCAGGCAAUUGCACUAAAUUUGGCUGCAGAUUCAGACAGGCAGUUAUCUUAUUUGGUUGACUUUUGUGAAUGUGUAACACAAACCGAUGUAAUGCAUGUCACGGUGACAGAUAACACUGCCAUGGUAAAAGUACUCAUGUUUCCCCCACUUUGAAAAAAAAUUAGCUUUUAGUGUUUUUCAAAGUUUUCAAAAGUGCCCAUUUUAUGCUGCUGUGUGGUUUGUUAGAGCUAAAUGAUUUUUAAACUUUUCUCAUAGGAAGUUAACUUUGGCAAUAAACAUUUUUUAAGGUCCCUCCUCUUCCUCCCCCUGACAAUGUAGUUUUUUAGAUGAGAUUUCGGUAUGAUUUUUAUCAGCUAUUUCUUAUAGAUCAUAAUCUGGCAAUUUCUGAAACCGAUCAGAAAAGACAUAUAUUUCCUUCUUUUUAAAGAAUUAUUUUUAUCUGUUUUAUAGUCACAAUUGGUGUCCUGUCACUUCGUUUUAAAAUAAGCUAGAACCAGGAUGCUUCCUUAUUGGAUAGGCUUUUGUCAAUCCUCAAGGUACAUUGAGUGAUGCUGCAACUUGCAAAAGAUCUACCAGCAUUUAAAACCUUUUUCCCUGGGAAUCAAGGUUACUCACACAACUACUUGCAGUGCAAAUUUUCUGUUUCUCUUUCAACCUGAAAUAUAUUUGGUGGAAUUUCCUUCCUUUUAUUAAACAAAAACUGCAUAGAAAAGGUUGAUUUUUCUUAAUAGAUUCUGGAUUCAGUUCACAGGGAGACGGGAUUCCUUUCUUGUCCAAACAAAAAGAGUUGAUGUAAAGCAAGCAUCAGUUAAAAUGUAGGGGUAAUGUAUUUUGUAUUUAGUGUAGAUAACACUUUGUGAAUGGACAACAGUUACAUAGAGUCUUGAUAGUUCCAGCCAGUAUUUCCCAGCCCAAAUUUUAGUGACUUGUAAUUCUUUGUCCUGGAACAUCAGGAGUGAAAGCUGGAGAGGAGGAUAAAAGGCCCAGAGCCACUCCAUAUGACUGAGGAAGGUGCUGGGGGAAGAGAUAGAUGCUACACGGUAAAACGAUUUUGCCACCUCUGUCUGGAAACUGCUGGUGGGGAAAACACUGGAUCUAACGGUGAAGGAUGUUUGCUUGAACUCAUUAGCUGGUCCAAAUCUCUUAAACUAGCCUUCUCAAAAUCCCAGCAAUAUAAAGCACUGUUCCUCUUCAGUCUUUUAAACACGCUUGUAAAUACAUUAAAGUUUACAUUUCUAUGUGCUGUUGAUCAGCGGCUCCACCAGUGUUUGCUGAGACUGGUCUCUGAGAGUUUUAUAAUGUAUAUCAAGUCCUAAAGCUCAUUAAGAUAGGAGUGCAGACGUCCUUGUUCUCUGCAUAGAGUGGGAUGAAAGCAAGCACUGUAACUGAGGCACAGCAUAGGCAGGAGUGCAGAAGAUGGCAGAUGUUAAUUUCUUAAGAUUUUCCUUUUUUGCAAAUACCUCACUUGGAUACUACAAAUCAGGACAUGUUGGUGAGGGGCUGGCUGCUGCUUUUUAUUCACACUUGUUCAGGGAGAGCACAGAAAAUACCCUUCAGCUUGGCCACCGUGGACCCAAGAGGAGGAAGAACAGAAGCUUUUUUAGAAGAACUUGCUGGAGUCCAGGAUGUGAGGAACUCUUGGUGGCUGGCUGGCUGGCCAGCGGGCACCACACCUGCACUUGUGUGCCUCGGACUUGCUUGAUAAUAAUGCACAGAAGAAGCAUCACUUCUCACCAUCUCCUGGCAUGUAUUGGAGCAGGGAGCGAGGCAGAGUGCCACGAAGCCCUGACUUGCUUGCCUGCAAUUGGGCUAUACGCUCGACCUUGAACUAUAGUUUAUAUGAAACUCAGUCAGUCCUAGUACACUGUGGGCAAAUCAGUGUGGCAGAGGAGGAAAAGCCGGGAGGCCUAUUUUUAUAGGAAAACAGUACCUUUAAGAGUGCAAUGCUGUCGUUUGGACAAAAGGAAAGAAAUAUGGAAGAACUAGAGUUGUUGGGAAAAACUUGCUGAGGGGUGAAUCUUUAAGAGGGAAUCACUGCAGAAACAGAGUUGCAGCAAUACUAUUGCAAGCAAGUCUGAAUGCAUGGUUUUAAUUCAGCUUGACAAUUUGAAUACUUUAACCUCUUGGGACUGACAGAAUCAUUAUGCAUGUGUCAAUCAAUGGGAGGUGUGCAUUCUCUAGAAGUAGGUUUAGGCUGUUUGUUUUUUUUAAAAUGCAGCCUGUUUAGGCACUGUCAUGUGGUAUGAAAGAUUUAAAUGUAGCAAUGCUAAAGAGUAACAAUUUGGGGCUAAGGGGCAGGGGACAUUAAAAGAGUGGUGAAGAUCCAAAUGUUGAAUCAGUUAUGUUUUGUUGUUGUUGUUAGCUGUAAAAUGAACUAGCUGGCCUAACACAACCAGCAGUCUGGGCAGGCAGAACAUAAUCAUUCUUACUGUAAAUUCUAUUUGCUGCUUCCAAAGGUGAUGAUUUACAAGCAGACACAUUCUAUAUGGUCUGUAUUUUAGGAUCUGGUGCCCAGCCUAUAUCAGAGCUUACCUACCUGGCUCAGCUACCUACUCUUCCUGUGGGAAAAGGUAAUGCACUGUUUAACAAGGCUCACCCUCUCCGCUCUGCCCUAGCUACCCUUUGUGGAUGUGCUGUAAGAUUUUCUUGCUCAAUAGCAAGGCAGUAGCUCUGCUUUCAUUUUAAGAAAGUGGAGGCUGAGGGCAUUGUAUCAAUACUGCUUCAACUCCAAGGAUUUUUCCUUGUAAAGUUAAAGGGAAGAUCUUGUUAUUGAUUAACCAUUUUCUUAUCCCUUGCUAUUGACAUAGUCAUUCUCUUUCUAUGUCUAGUGGCUGAAAAAUGUUUGCAUUUGUUCAUCUGACUGAUGGUGUCAUUUUUGUUUCUAUAUUGUUAGGUCUGUAAUGUUUUAAUAUGUAUUUUAUUAAAUUUGGACUGGAUGUCUCUAGCAAUACGAGGUACUUUCUAAACUAUUGAGGGAUGGGUGGUAUCCCCAUGUUGAGGUAAGAUGAUGGUUGUUUCAAUUUUGCAAUUUUUUUUUUUGGCCUGCAGGGAUAUUUUGUGUUCAUGUGUCCAAAAAAGAAUAAAUUGGCAUUCUUGUGCCAAACGUU
Molecule: messenger RNA, 9949 nt
Organism: Camelus dromedarius (Arabian camel)
Lineage: Eukaryota; Metazoa; Chordata; Mammalia; Artiodactyla; Camelidae
Product: argonaute RISC component 4
Exons: 19
Coding region: 3874-6231 (785 amino acids)
Biological process (GO): regulatory ncRNA-mediated post-transcriptional gene silencing
Molecular function (GO): protein binding; single-stranded RNA binding; RNA endonuclease activity
Source: RefSeq, a predicted model, not a curated record